Molecule: messenger RNA, 2529 nt
Organism: Hyaloscypha bicolor E
Lineage: Eukaryota; Fungi; Ascomycota; Leotiomycetes; Helotiales; Hyaloscyphaceae
Product: glycoside hydrolase family 31 protein
Exons: 2
Coding region: 1-2529 (842 amino acids)
Biological process (GO): carbohydrate metabolic process
Molecular function (GO): carbohydrate binding; hydrolase activity, hydrolyzing O-glycosyl compounds
Source: RefSeq, a predicted model, not a curated record
AUGCCUCAACACGAGUAUACACCGCAGCAGUACAUACCCAUUCAAGUAAAUGGGCAUGUCGGAGGCACAGAGCAUCGCGCUCCCAACGUCCAACUCGAAUCCACUGAUGGAGACACAAGUUUCCAGUUUACCUUCGAAGCAAUUCGACCAGGCCUCUUUCGAACAACAUUCUCCUCGAAAACACAUCCUCUCCCUCCCCAUCCGAGCUGCUCUCGCCCUGUGGUCGACUUCGGCGGACUGAAGCCUACUACCCAAUCCACCGCCUCGCAGAAGACCAUCGAAGUUGGGGAUGUCACCGCUACCGUCGAUUGGAGCGGCCCCCCCCUCGUCACCCUUCAAUCUGCCGGCCAAGAAAAGGCGAUCCACCGAGACCUCGAUUUCCGAUCCUACUGCGUGGAUUCUACAGGAAUCGCACAUUACACGAGAUACAAGAGAGACACACUUCACGUUGGGCUUGGCGAGAAGGCUGCACCCAUGAACCUGUCGAAUAGGCACUUCGUUCUUUCCGCAACAGAUUGUUUCGGAUACGAUGUUUACAGAACAGAUCCACUCUACAAACAUAUCCCCCUCCUAAUCAAUGCCACUCCAGAUGGCUGCGUUGGCAUAUUCUCAACAUCACACAGUCGUGGAACAUACUCGAUCGGUGCCGAAAUUGAUGGCUUGUGGGGCCACUUUAAGGUCUACCGUCAAGAUUACGGCGGGUUGGAGGAGUACUUGAUGGUGGGGAAGACAAUUCAAGAUGUUGUCAGGACAUAUGCAGACCUGGUCGGAUAUCCCAAGCUUGUGCCGCGCUGGGCUUUCGGUUACAUUGCUGGCGGUAUGAAGUAUUCCAUGCUGGAUGAACCACGGGCUUCAGAGGCCUUGAUGGACUUCGCCACAAAGCUUAAGACACAUGACAUUCCAUGUUCGGCUUUCCAGAUGUCAUCCGGAUACACUGUGGCCGAAACCGAGCCCAAGACGAGAAAUGUAUUCACGUGGAACAAGCACAGGUUCCCUGAUCCAGAGGGCUUCGUUGCAAAGUACCACGAGGAAGGCAUUCGCAUUAUCGCCAAUGUCAAGCCUUAUGUCCUUGCCAACCACCCGGAGUACGACAAGCUGGUUUCGUCCAGUGCUUUCUUCACUGAUCCAAGGACCAAGAAAUCUGGCAUUGCUCGAUUAUGGAGUGCAGGUGGAGGUGAGAGUGGUGAAGGCGGGCACAUUGAUUUCACCUCUAAGGCUGGCUUUCAGUGGUGGUAUGAAGGCGUAAAAGCACUUCGGAAAUGCGGCAUCGAAGGCAUCUGGAAUGAUAACAAUGAAUACACCAUCCCGGACGAUAAUUGGCAGCUCGCCCUGAACGAUAUUGAUCAAGCGACGGCAGAGACUGGGAAGGCCAUUGGCCUCUGGGGAAGAAGCUUACAUACCGAGCUGAUGGGACAGUCUUCUCACGAUGCUUUGGUCGAUCUAGAGCCAGAGAUCAGACCUUUUGUACUCACUCGAUCAGCUACUGCCGGGACGAUGAGAUACGCUGCAAGUUCCUGGAGCGGGGACAAUGUUACCAGCUGGCCUGGGAUGAAAGGUGCGAACUCGUUGGCUCUCAAUGCAGGCAUCAGCUUGCUUCAGUGCUAUGGUCAUGACAUUGGUGGCUUUGAAGGUCCACAGCCAAGUCCAGAACUUCUACUCCGCUGGAUCCAGCAUGGCAUUUAUUCUCCACGGUUUGCCAUCAACUGCUUCAAGACUGAUGAAAAUGACAACACGAUCGGCGGUGUUAUCGAACCGUGGAUGUAUCCCGAGAUCACUCCUCUCAUCCGAGACACGAUCAAGCGUCGUUACGAGAUCAUACCUUAUCUAUACUCCCUGAUGCUCCAGAGCCACAUGACGGCCUUACCACCUCAGCGAUGGAUCGGUCAUGGCUAUGAGUCCGAUCCAGAGGUCUGGACACCCGAAGUAAUGGCCGGUGAGACGCAAUACUGGCUUGGUGACACCAUUCUUGUCGGCGGUGUCUACGAACCUGGAAAUACGACUGCGAGGAUGUACCUCCCAACAAAGGGGCCCGAAGAUCUAGGAUACCUCAAUCUCAAUGAACCUCAUCAAUAUCUACCAGCUGGCCAAUGGGUGGACAUCAAUUCCGAGUGGAAAGACAGCAUCCCUCUUCUCGCCCGAGUCGGCGAAGCCAUUGCGGUAGGAAAGAAUCUCCAGACGCGCUCCACUGGCGAUCAUAGAUUUCCUUCUCCCAAUGCGGUUGAGGAUGAUUAUCGAGCCGUGGAGAUCUUUCCUCCAAAGGGGGCUUCGAACAAAGAGCACUCGUAUGUUUGGUACGAGGACGACGGAAUUUCGUCUAAAUUGAGCAUGUCGACAUUUACGUUGACGUGGAGCUCGACUGUGGAGAGUAUUACGGCGAAGGUUGAGAAAGCCGGCGAGUAUGUACCGCUUUGGAAAGAUUUGGAGAUAGUGCUUCCUGUCGGCGAUAAGAGGAGUGUCAUUAUGAGUAAUGGCUCAUCCUGCCAAAGAGUUAGGGACAGUCGUGGGCGCACUGUUUUCAGGAUCGUCUAA